GUCAAAUAGCCAUCUACACACUCCAACGUUGAAUAAUGCUUGAAAUGUCGUUGGUAACCCGCCCAAUUCCUAGGACCUUUCAUGUAGACCGUACCCACCACCUCCGCCGCGCCCCUUCCUCCCUUUUAACUUUCGUAUAUUCAUAGCUCAGCUCCAAGCUUACAAACUUGUACAAAUCCAUUAAUCUUUAUCUACAAUUAAUGUCAGUUUCUUGCGGAGUAGAGUGGGCGGUGAUAUUAGGCUGCCUGCGUUGGGGGUGGAAGCGCUGCACCUACGUCGGCUCAGACGACAGCGCCAACUGGCCUAUUGCCACGCCCGAGGAAUUCGAGCCUAUCCCACGAGUUUGUCGCAUUAUUCUAUCGGUCUAUGAACCAGACCUCCAUGACCCUCUAUACACCCCGCUCGGUGGCUACCGGCUCAACCCGAACUGGGCCAUCAAGCGCGUUGACUACGAGCAAACACUAGGCCACGCGCCGCCUUACUUAAUCUACAUCGACCACGAUAACAAAGAGAUUGUAUUAGCCAUUAGGGGAUUGAAUUUAGUUAAAGAUAGUGAUUACAAAUUGUUGCUGGAUAAUCAAUUGGGAAUGCAGAUGUUUGAUGGGGGAUAUGUUCAUCAUGGAUUGUUGAAAUCUGCUAUAUGGAUUUUGAAUAACGAAUCGGAAUUUUUGAGGAGAACUUGGGAGGAGAAUGGGAAAGAAUAUAAGAUGGUUUUUGCAGGGCAUUCAUUAGGUGCAGGGGUUGCAUCAUUGCUGAGUUUGAUUGUGGUGAACCAUACAGAUAUGUUGGGAGGGAUUUCUCGGAAUUCGGUGAGGUGCUAUGCAGUGGCACCUGCGCGGUGUAUGUCUCUCAACUUGGCUGUUAAGUAUGCUGAUGUUAUAUAUUCCGUCGUGCUGCAGGAUGAUUUCUUGCCAAGAACACCCACCCCAUUGGAAGAUAUAUUUGAAUCCAUCUUUUGUUUGCCCUGCCUAUUAUUUAUUGCCUGCUUGAGGGAUACCUUCAUAUCCGAAGAUAAAAAGCUCAGAGAUCCAAGAAGACUCUAUGCACCUGGUCGAAUCUAUCACAUUGUGGAAAGAAAAUGUUGCAGAUGUGGGAGGUAUCCUCCAGAGGUCAGAACCGGAAUCCCUGUAGACGGAAGAUUUGAACAUGUAGUCUUAUCGUGUAAUGCUACAUCAGAUCAUGCAAUUAUUUGGAUAGAACGAGAGGCAGAAAAUGCCUUAGAAAGACUGAAAGAGCAGAGUAUGGAGACCAUAAUGAACCCACCACAAGUCCAGAAACUUACAAGGACGCAAACACUCAAAAAAGAACACAGAGAUGCAUUGGACAGAGCCAUUAGAUUGAACAUACCUCAUGCUUCAACCACCGCUGAAGAAGAAAAAGAAGAAGAAUCAUCCUCAGAAUCUUCAACUGCGGAACAUUCUCAGGAUGACAGAAGAAAUUCCUCAGUAGCUAAAAGAAUGCAUUGUAAAAAUGCUCAAACUAGUUGGAAUGAAGUGGUUGAGAAGCUUUUCAAGAGGAACGAGUCCAGACAAUUGCUAUUGCAAGAAGAUGCACCUGUUAUUGAGUAAACCCUCUUUCUGCUCUUUCUUUUCUAGGAUUUGGUUUAAGGUGUUUCCAUCCUUCCUCUUCUUGGUUCUCUCACUAUGUGUUUGUUUAUGUACAUAAAAGAUUAGCGUAUCAUUAGUUGUGCAUGAGUUUUGCUAGGCUAGGGUGUACAAUAUUUGGUUCGUUCAAAUGUAAGAUGCGAUACUGUAAUAAGAUAUUACUUUUUCAUCGUAAUAGAUAAUUCAUUCAUCA
Molecule: messenger RNA, 1797 nt
Organism: Olea europaea var. sylvestris
Lineage: Eukaryota; Viridiplantae; Streptophyta; Magnoliopsida; Lamiales; Oleaceae
Exons: 5
Coding region: 201-1568 (455 amino acids)
Biological process (GO): lipid catabolic process
Source: RefSeq, a predicted model, not a curated record